This is a messenger RNA of Arabidopsis thaliana (thale cress), 1593 nucleotides long. RefSeq names its product cytochrome p450 79c2 (gene CYP79C2). The record is from RefSeq and is marked reviewed. The transcript is spliced from 3 exons. Gene Ontology annotation, molecular function: heme binding; iron ion binding; oxidoreductase activity, acting on paired donors, with incorporation or reduction of molecular oxygen. Gene Ontology annotation, biological process: sulfur compound biosynthetic process. Lineage: Eukaryota; Viridiplantae; Streptophyta; Magnoliopsida; Brassicales; Brassicaceae. The coding region runs from base 1 to 1593 and encodes 530 amino acids.
AUGACUAUUAUCACGAAUCCAUCCAGUUUCACUCUUGUUUUAAUUUCCAUUACGCUGGUCCUGGCUCUUGCUAGACGUUUUUCAAGAUUCAUGAAACCAAAAGGUCAGCUUCCUCCCGGACCACGGGGAUGGCCAAUCGUUGGGAACAUGCUCCAAAUGAUCAUCAACCGGCCGGCUCACUUGUGGAUCCACCGCGUCAUGGAAGAACUGCAGACGGAUAUAGCUUGCUACCGCUUUGCCCGUUUCCAUGUCAUCACCGUGACCUCAAGCAAGAUUGCCCGUGAAGUGCUUAGGGAAAAGGAUGAGGUUCUCGCAGAUAGGUCAGAGUCAUACGCGAGCCAUCUCAUAAGCCAUGGCUAUAAGAACAUUUCUUUCUCUUCCUACGGAGAGAACUGGAAGCUGGUAAAGAAAGUGAUGACCACCAAACUUAUGUCCCCGACAACAUUGAGCAAAACCCUCGGUUAUAGAAACAUAGAAGCGGAUAAUAUCGUCACAUAUGUCUACAAUCUAUGCCAACUAGGGUCAGUGAGGAAGCCUAUUAACGUGAGAGAUACGAUAUUAACUUAUUGCCACGCCGUGAUGAUGAGGAUGAUGUUUGGUCAGAGGCAUUUUGAUGAAGUGGUAGAGAACGGCGGUCUCGGGCCAAAAGAGAAAGAGCAUAUGGACGCAAUAUACCUUGCUCUUGAUUGUUUUUUCAGCUUUAACUUAACGAAUUACAUCCCUUUUCUUAGAGGAUGGAACGUAGAUAAAGCGGAGACAGAAGUAAGAGAAGCGGUUCAUAUAAUCAAUAUAUGUAAUGACCCCAUCAUCCAAGAAAGAAUACAUUUAUGGAGGAAGAAAGGUGGAAAACAAAUGGAAGAAGACUGGCUCGAUAUCCUUAUCACGUUAAAAGAUGAUCAAGGAAUGCAUUUGUUCACAUUUGAUGAGAUUAGGGCUCAAUGCAAGGAAAUCAAUCUUGCAACAAUUGACAAUACGAUGAAUAACGUGGAGUGGACGAUCGCGGAGAUGUUAAAUCACCCAGAGAUUCUUGAGAAAGCCACAAAUGAACUGGACAUAAUAGUUGGUAAAGACAGACUUGUGCAAGAAUCAGACAUAUCACAACUCAACUACAUCAAAGCAUGUAGCAAAGAAUCUUUUCGGCUUCACCCAGCUAAUGUGUUCAUGCCCCAUCAUGUUGCAAGAGAAGAUACUACCCUCGCGGGUUAUUUUGUCCCCAAAGGCAGUCAAAUUCUUGUGAGUCGUUUGGGGCUUGGUCGGAAUCCUAAAAUAUGGGACGAGCCUAACGCGUUCAAGCCAGAAAGAUACCUUGAUGGCCAUGUCGAGAAGUCAUUGGGCGUGACUUUGAUGGAACCGGACAUGCGAUUCGUUACAUUCGGCACCGGUCGGCGUAGCUGUCCGGGCACUAAGAUUGGGACAUCUAUGACCAUCAUGUUGUUAGCCAGGCUUAUCCAAGGGUUCGAAUGGACUCUCCCUAUUGGUAAAAGUUCAGUGGAGCUCAUUUCGGCGGAGAGUAACUUGUUUAUGGCCAAGCCUCUACUCGCAUGCGCGAAACCUAGGUUGGCUCCAAGUUUAUAUCCGAAAAUCCAGAUCUAG